AUGGCGUCGAACAACCCACGCAAGGCCGAAGAGGCAGCGUCAUCAUCGCCGCCGUCCAUAGUGUCUCCCGCCGAGCCUGCUGAAGAGUACGAAGAAGAAUCCAAAACCAGCACCCCACCCAUUGCCGCCACCGCCGCACCAUCACCACCACAGCCGUCGGAACUCGAAUCUGCCCUCCGCAAGCUCGAGUCCAACACCAACCACAACUAUUCCUAUCCGCUCUGGCGCAAAUGCCUCAUCGUCUUCGUGACCUCGUGGGUGACGCUGGCCGCCACCUUCAGCUCGACCUCGCUCUUCUCGGCCGCCAACGAGGUGGCCAGCACCUUUGACGUGAGCACCGCCGACAUCAACGUCGCCAACGCCGGCGUGCUCCUGGCCAUGGGCUUCUCGACCUUCAUCUGGGGCCCCAUCGGGACCAUCGUCGGGCGCAAGGUCUCGUACAACAUGUGCAUCGUCAUGCUUUUCUUCUUCACCAUCGGCACCGCCUUGGCGCCCAACUUCCAGACCUUUGUCGCCAUGCGCGUGCUGUCCGGUCUGUCUGGCACCUACUUCCAUGUCUCCGGCCAGGUCAUCCUGGCCGAGUAUUUCCCUCCUGUCCAACGCGGCACAGCAACCGGCUUCUUCCUCGCGGGCACCGUCCUCGGCCCGCCCCUGGGCCCCCUCGUCGCAGGCAUCAUGGUGACGUACAAGUCCUGGCGCACCAUCCUCUGGCUGCAAGCCGCCAUGUGCGGCUCCGGGCUGAUCCUCUCGCUCGCCGGCAUCCCGUACAGCGCCACGCUCGACGCCCCGGGCUACGGCACCAUGACGGUCGCGCAGAUGCUCCGGGCCUUCGACCCUUCCAACGUGCUCUCGCUCUUCGCCCACCCAAACAUCCUCUUCACCGACGUCGCCUGCGGCCUGCUGAGCUGGUCGCAGUACAGCCUGCUCUCGGCCCCGCGCCACAUCAUCGUCACCCGCUUCGGCCUGACGUCGCCGCUCGUCGCCGGCCUCUUCUACCUCUCGCCCGCCGCCGGCUUCCUGACCGGCACCAUGAUCGGCGGCCGCUUCUCCGACCACACGGUGCGCAAAUGGAUACGGCGGCGCGACGGCGUGCGCGUGCCGCAGGACCGUCUCAACGCCGGCAUGGUCUCCUUCUUCUUCGUCGUGCCCGCUGCCAGCUUGAUCUACGGUUGGUGCCUGCAGUUCGAAAAAGGCGGCUUGCCGUUGCCCAUUGUCUUGGCUUUCUUCACCGCUGCCGGUUUGUUGGCGGCCUUUGCCAGCUUGAACACGUAUUGCGCGGAAGUCAUGCCGAGGCGGCGCAUGAACGUGAUCGCGAGUGCGGCCUUUGUGCUCACGGGUGGCCUUCUCACGCUUGUGACGGCCAAAUAUGGACUGCAAAUGCAGAAUUGGAUGGAGAAACGACUGUGGAAGAAAACAAACGUACAGUCAGAAGUAGCUGGCUCGUGA
Molecule: messenger RNA, 1446 nt
Organism: Lasiodiplodia theobromae
Lineage: Eukaryota; Fungi; Ascomycota; Dothideomycetes; Botryosphaeriales; Botryosphaeriaceae
Exons: 3
Coding region: 1-1446 (481 amino acids)
Biological process (GO): transmembrane transport
Molecular function (GO): transmembrane transporter activity
Source: RefSeq, a predicted model, not a curated record